This is a messenger RNA of Aspergillus eucalypticola CBS 122712, 1252 nucleotides long. RefSeq lists its product as uncharacterized. The transcript has a single exon. The coding region runs from base 473 to 1015 and encodes 180 amino acids. The record is from RefSeq and is a predicted model, not a curated record. Lineage: Eukaryota; Fungi; Ascomycota; Eurotiomycetes; Eurotiales; Aspergillaceae.
GUAACGUCGUAGCGCUAGAACCCGGUCCAUUACUUCCAUUAUUAGGCGCUGUUUGAUGGGCGGCGAUCGCCCCUCUUGGUCCUGUCCUACAUAACAGUAGUAGUAGUGAAGUAAUUAGUACCUAGUAGGCUGUGUCGCAUCCUAGUCUAGUCAUUUUUCGUGCCUUUUUCUGACUGACUGGCUGACCCCGGUUUAUUUAUCGGGGCGGGUGUUGUCUUUUCUGGUCUUGUCUUGUCUUUCUUGGUUGUUCCAUUUCCGAAUGAUAAUCUCAUCCACAUUCACUCUCACAUCCACUUCUAUCUGACUUGGACCAAGACAAGCUUCUCACCCUGUUUUAUCAUUUGCUUGGUCUUACACCACACACACACACACACACACACAUACACCUUGGCUAUCAUUAUCAUCACGAUUAUCAUUACCAUAACUCCAAAUACGAUUCCAGAUUUGAUCCAAAUUCAAAAUCAAACACAAAAUGGUAGCCAUCACCGCCCGCGACCGACCCAAAACCGACUACGAGCGAUGGCUUGAACUCCAAGGCAACUCCGGCUCCGAUGACGACGCAACUAGCAGCGAUGAAAAGAAAUACCAUCCUCCAGGGCCUCUACCUGUUCCGGAACAUGGUGGUCAAGAUGCCCAUGCAAAAGCAGAUGAUGAUAAUAAUGAUAAUAAUAAUAAACAUAAAUACAUCCCUCACGGCACAUUUAUCCAUCAUGGGUAUCAUUAUGAACGGCCGGGAGUGUCAGCCGAUAACAACAUCAACAACAUCAUCAACGCCAACAAUCAUCCACAUCAUGCACUACUACCAGAUCAUCGCUUGGACGGGCCCUUUCCUGGAAAUUAUGGAGGUGUUGCGAUGAAGUUGGCACUGCUGGUACUGGUGGUACUGGGGAUACUGCAUGCGGUGCGGUUUGUUCGAGGCCGUCACCGACAUCAGCCUAUUCGGUUACAGAGUUCGAGGACGGUGCAGGGUGGGUUUGGACGGAGGGAUGAUGGGGGGAAGAGGAAUCUGGUUUGAUUAGAGGGGGACUGGUUCUUGGGGGUUAUGGAGGAUGUUGUUGGUAUUCUUUGAUUUCUGUUACUGGUGUUGGAGGAGUUGGAGGAUGUUCUGUAUACACCUUGCUUAUUGUACUAUCAUGUAUGUAUGCUUUGAUAUCAUAUUUCUCAUAGUAAGCUCACAAGAACGCAUGCUACAUGAGGAACAAAAUCCAUCUGUCAUUGAAUGCAUACAUCAUGAUGACAGUAGUCAAAGAAC